GUCAUGACGUCACGGUUUCCGGGUGAAGUCUAGCGGCGGCAGGGAAGAGCUGGCAAGUGGGCAGCUGGGUCCUUCGUCUUGCGCUCUGGCUGUCGCCCGAAGAAUUGAGCCGUCGGCGAGUUGGGGGAGAACUGUCCUUCGGCAUAGCGCAGGUUUCCAACACAAUGGAACCAGAGACAAACGCUUUCCAUGUGGAAUUCCCAAACUUCUCCGGAAGCAUCUUGCAGAAACUGAACCAGCAACGACAGCAGGGCCAGCUGUGCGACAUCACUGUGGUGGUUCAGGGCCACCGCUUCCGCGCUCACAAGGCGGUCUUGGCUGCCAGCUCUCCGUAUUUCUGUGACCAGGUCCUUCUCAAGAACAGCAUGCGGGUGAUCCUGCCGGACGUCAUGCACCCGCGGGUGUUUGAAAGCAUCCUGCAGUCGUGUUAUACGGGGAAACUGUUACUGCCUGCUGCCGAGAUUGUGGGCUUCCUUACGGCGGCCAGCUUCCUUCAGAUGUGGCACGUGGUGGACAAGUGCACUGAACUCCUCGAGGGGAACCCAUCAGUGUUGUGUCAGAAGUCCAGCCGCAGUAGUGAGCACCAGUCUCCCAGCAGCAGUUGCUAUAACCACGUGGGUGAAGGUGCCGAAUCUAAUGGGGGGCCACCAGACAUGACCAAGGCUCAGGAAGCCACUGACCCGAGAGAGACCAGAUUUCCUCUCCACACCAAUAAUCAGGGCCAUCUGCACAACACAUCCCCGGCAGAUCAAGACCACUUUGGCUCAGAAAUGACCAGCCAAGACGAGGAGGGGGGGACGAGUGACGGCGCCGAUUAUCCGUACUCAAGGCCGGUGUACAUUCAGCCCAGCAUCAUGUAUCACAAGAGAUGGGUCCACGUCAAGAGAGAGAGGUAUGAACAGGACGACUACGACGCCUUGACGGUGACCCCGGUGACCGAGGACCCCCAGAUCUCUGACUCGGAGCAGACCAUCAAGGGCGAGGUGGAGAGCAUGUCCUCCAACAUUGACAGCUGUAACGCUGACCCUGUUAAAGUGGGCGAAGAAUUUGAGGAGAAUCCAGUGGUCAACCACUCCUACGACGAGCAAGUGGACUUCUAUGGGGCGUCGAUGGAAGAGUUUGCCGGUGAACGAACCCAGGAACCCCUCGGCAGUCACACGGAGGACUUGGUCGCCCAGAGUAGCGGCGACAGCACGGAAAUCCUGGGUGACCUGCAAGAGGGGUCUCCGCACUCUGGCUUCUCGGCGGGGGUUUAUGAACUGUACCCCUGUCAGUGCGGCAAGAGCUUCACGCAUAAGAGCCAGCGGGACCGGCACAUGAGCAUGCACUUGGGACUGCGGCCGUACGGCUGCGGCGUGUGCGGUAAGAAGUUUAAAAUGAAGCACCACCUCGUCGGCCACAUGAAGAUCCACACCGGCAUUAAGCCGUACGAGUGCAACAUCUGCAGCAAGAGGUUCAUGUGGAGGGACAGCUUCCACCGCCACGUGUCCUCCUGCACCAAGGCCCACCAAGCCAAGAAUGCCGAGCUUGUGGAGGACGUCUCCUGAAAAUUGAACUCUUUGGGGGGGGGGCCCCCUCUCUAUGUGUGCGCAGAUGAAACUUUUUUGUCAUUUGUCAUUUGUCUGAAACGUGGAAUUAUCUGUGGGUCAUUCGGGACCCACUAAGCUUUGGGGGAAACUGGACAUCCCCAGCGGUGACCGAAAUACUCCCACAUUUGUGACCGCCCAGUGUUUCAGUGUGAAAUCGGUAAGGAGGAUCGGCCGUUCGUCUGCCAGGACGCCCCCCCGUGAAUGAGCCACGGCGUGCAGGUGCUGUGGAACUUGAGGAACGGAGAGGGCCGGGAAAGCCCACCCACAUUGGCGGGGAAUGGGCAUCCUCCACCCGCCCUGUCUCCGUUUUACAUCCCCCAUGUGCCAGUCACGUGCUCCGAAAUGAUUCUGUGGACGUCAUUUCUGAAACGGGUAAGGACUUUUUGGCUCAGACGGCGUGGUGGAGGCGCGUGGCACAAAGGCCAGAAGUGGAGACCCUCACCACGGGACAAAUACUUGAAGACUGGGGCUACUUGGUGCCAGCCUGUUGUUGUGCUGUUUCUCUUUUUUUUUUUUGUCUGGGUGUAUUUAAAUGUUAUUAUUAUAAGAAAAAUGGAAUUAAGAAAAGUGGCAAAAGGAGUACGGCGCGGUGUGAAAAUACUUGAAGUGAUCCCGACCUUUGAGCUCUUCAAGUGCCACAGAGCAUCCCAAAAUGGGUGGCUUUCUGGAAGACAUUUAUUUAAGGAAACCACGAUGAGAUUAUAUAAAUAGAUAGAUUUCUAUAUAUAUA
Molecule: messenger RNA, 2319 nt
Organism: Erpetoichthys calabaricus (reedfish)
Lineage: Eukaryota; Metazoa; Chordata; Cladistia; Polypteriformes; Polypteridae
Gene: zbtb43
Product: zinc finger and BTB domain containing 43
Exons: 2
Coding region: 165-1547 (460 amino acids)
Biological process (GO): regulation of transcription by RNA polymerase II
Molecular function (GO): DNA-binding transcription factor activity, RNA polymerase II-specific; RNA polymerase II cis-regulatory region sequence-specific DNA binding; protein binding
Source: RefSeq, a predicted model, not a curated record